AGGGAAUCGGUGACACAGCCAGGCACACACACACAGACCCUCGUCCUUUUCCCACAGAGACAACUUCAUUCCAAGCAGGAUGCAAAGAGGGAUCCUCCUGGCCAUGUGCUGCCUGCUGUCCGCCUGCCGGCAGGUCAUCAGCGUGACACCUCAAGAUGAAGAAGUCCGUGUCCUGCAUCUAUGGCACCAGGGAGGCAAUACUAUCGGCGGGGUGCAGAGGUUUAAAAGAGCCUGGGUGAUUCCUACAAUUUCAGUCUCUGAGAACAUGAAAAGCAUCCCCUCCCAAGUCGUGCAGAUUAAGUCAGAUAAGCAAUACCAGAGCAGCGUUAUCUACAGCAUCAAGGGGCCCGGAGUUGACGAGGAGCCCAAAGGAUUCUUCACUAUUAAUAAGACAACCGGAAUUGUGUAUCUGAACGCAAUGUUGGAUCGUGAGAAGAUUGAUCGCUUCAAGCUUCGUGCCUUUGCACUGGACAGUGAUGGAGCUCCCCUCGAAGACCCCACUGAUUUAGAGAUUGUCGUUCUGGAUCAAAAUGACAACCGUCCAGUGUUCUCACAGGCGCUGUUCAGAGGAUAUGUCCUGGAGAACGCAAUUCCUGGAACCCUGGUAAUGAGGGUGAUCGCCACCGAUGCAGAUGAUGCCAACACAGACAACGCCCACCUGAAAUAUUCCAUCAUCCAGCAGGACAGUCCAGAGAUGUUCAGUAUUCACCAGGACACUGGAGAAAUCAGGACCGUCCAAGUGGGGCUGGACAGAGAGGGGAUGGGAUCGUACAACCUAACUGUACAGGUGGCCGAUAUGAUGGGAGAUGGGUUAUCCAGUACCGCCAGCGCUGUCAUUUCCAUAGGUGACCUCAAUGAUAACGCACCUCUGUUCACCCAGGAAGAGUUGGUCAUGGAGGUCCCGGAGCAGAGCAGUGGGUUAGAUGUCGGCAGAGUGAGUGUGACCGACAGAGAUCUCCGAGGCUCCCCAAACUGGAUGGUCAAAUAUGCAAUCAUCAGUGGAGACUCCCAAGGUGCAUUCUCUGUUCGCACUGAUCCACAGACCAAUGAGGGUAUUCUGGCCCUUGUCAAGCCUUUAGAUUAUGAAGCCAAUGCCAUUCAUAACCUGACUGUGUUUGCGGAGAAUGAAGCUCCACUUCUGCCCUCCGUCCCCCGCACUUCCCGCUCUCAAGCCCGGAUUAAGGUCAUUGUGAAGAAUGUGAAUGAACCCCCAGUUUUUUCAGAGAACCCCAUGAUGGUGAGAGUGAAGGAGAGGAUUAGCCCAGGAAGUGUGAUUGGUGUCUUCACUGCAAAGGACCCGGAUAUCGGUCUGUCCCAGGAGAUCCGAUAUUCUUUGAUUUCUGACCCUGCAAACUGGCUGCUUGUGGAUGCUCAGACUGGACAAAUAGGGACCAGAUACAGCAUGGAAAGGAAGUCACCGUUUCUCGAGGGAGGGUGGUACACGGCGCUGAUCACUGCUGCUGACAAUGCUGUGCCGCCGCUGAGCUCCACAGGGACACUAUCUGUGGAGGUGAUAGAACUUAAUGACCACGCUCCAGUGCUAUGGCAGCAUUCUGGGGAGCUGUGCAGUAGUCCACACCAUGGUCACGGGAUACUGCUGAGCGCCACAGAUGAAGACAUGCCACCCCAGUCACACCCAUUCCACUUCCAGCUGGAUCAAUCCUCUGUAGCCCUGACCCUUAACUGGAGCAUCAGUGACGUUAACGGUACCCACGCCAUGCUGGAACUGCUCACUGAGGUGGAAGAAGGAGUGUACACUCUGCCCUUGCUGGUAUCAGACUCUGGCGACCCACCCUUGGCACAGCUGCACAUGCUGAAUGUGUCUGUAUGUCGUUGUGAUGCAGUUGGCAUCUGUCGUGGCAGUGCAGCUGCUCUCUUCAGUUCCGGAGCGGGUAUCAGCCUAAGUGCACUCAUCAUUAUUCUAAGCAGUGUGGCCUUGUUAUUGGUUCUUGCUCUGCUGCUUCUCCUGUUUCGCUGUACGGCUAGUAACACAGCACAGAAGAGGUUACUGUCAGACUCUGAGGACGAUGUACGGGACAAUAUAUUCAACUACAAUGAGCAAGGAGGAGGAGAAGAGGACCAGGAUGCCUAUGAUAUGAAUCGCCUCAGGAACCCAGCCAUAGCAGUGCCACCGUCACCUCGUUUCAAGCCUCCAGUCCGGAGAGAUGCUCCUUACAGUCAGACCCUUCCUCGCUAUCCCCAGAGGCCCACUGAGCGACCUUCAGACAUUGCAGACUUCAUCCACGAUGGGUUGCAGGCAGCAGACUCAGACCCCAGUGUCCCCCCAUAUGACACUGCAUUGAUGUACGAUUAUGAAGGCGAGGGGUCAGUUGCUGGGACCCUAAGUACCAUCUUAUCUAGUGAAGACAGUGACCAGGAUUAUGACUACCUGCAGGAGUGGGGUCCACGCUUCCGCCGGCUGGCAGACAUGUAUGGCGACCAGUGACUAUGAAGAGAC
This is a messenger RNA of Bufo gargarizans (Asiatic toad), 2458 nucleotides long. RefSeq names its product cadherin 15 (gene CDH15). Gene Ontology annotation, biological process: cell-cell junction assembly; cell morphogenesis; homophilic cell-cell adhesion. The record is from RefSeq and is a predicted model, not a curated record. NCBI's taxonomy places the organism in Eukaryota, Metazoa, Chordata, Amphibia, Anura, Bufonidae. Gene Ontology annotation, molecular function: calcium ion binding; cadherin binding. Gene Ontology annotation, cellular component: adherens junction; plasma membrane; catenin complex. The transcript is spliced from 14 exons. Bases 80 to 2446 code for a protein of 788 amino acids.